AUGGCUUACGCUGAACAUAUGCCAAAGAAAGAAUUGCCUGAAAUCUCGGUACUACCACUUCAUCAGGGGAAACCUCGAUUUCUUCCGGAAAAGAACAAGGCAGUUUCCAGUCCUACCGACAGUCUUAUGAGUCCCUGCACGGCAAAGCUGCAGGCUCAUAGACAAAAGUACUACAAAAAAAGCAAACCUGUUUUGACGUCUUUGAUGCAGACACUAUUAGACGCCAGGGAUAACGUAUAA
Schizosaccharomyces osmophilus is the source of this 240-nucleotide messenger RNA. RefSeq names its product Spo12 family nuclear protein (gene spo12). The record is from RefSeq and is a predicted model, not a curated record. The transcript is spliced from 2 exons. Lineage: Eukaryota; Fungi; Ascomycota; Schizosaccharomycetes; Schizosaccharomycetales; Schizosaccharomycetaceae. The coding region runs from base 1 to 240 and encodes 79 amino acids.